AUGGCAAAUUCCAAGACUCUCUGGACGAGUGCUGCUGCUACUUUAUCCCUUGUAAUUUUGGGAGGAGCUUCAUACUAUUUGUGGAAAGAAGAUCAACAAGUAAAGAAACGGAAUUUAGCAAAGACCCGAGAAAAAAAGGCUGCAAGCCUAUUACGUGAAAUCAACAACGACCAUAAAAUGCUUCAUGCAGAGAUUGAUGAGCACUACAAGCUCAUGAAACUGGCAGGAACCAGUGUCCCUGAAAAAGAAUGGAAAACUAUAGAGUUCAAGCUGUCCAUGUCAAACGAGAUGCUUCUGAGAUUGAUGGAGAGACUUGACGCAAUUCGUCCUUUGGCCGAUAUUAUGGACGAAGAUGACCGCGAGCCGACAAAAUAUGAAAAGGAGAUUAUCGCUGAAAUCAAACAAAAGAAGAGACGGAUCAUAUCAAAAAUAGAGAGAGAUUUCAAGCGUUUAGACACAUACAAAUCCAACAUGCCUACUAAAGAAAUUUCGCCUCCAAAAGAACAAUCACCCUUUGAAGAGGUGGUUAUAGAGUCAAAAGCAUAA
This is a messenger RNA of Phycomyces blakesleeanus NRRL 1555(-), 546 nucleotides long. RefSeq lists its product as hypothetical. NCBI's taxonomy places the organism in Eukaryota, Fungi, Mucoromycota, Mucoromycetes, Mucorales, Phycomycetaceae. The transcript has a single exon. Bases 1 to 546 code for a protein of 181 amino acids. The record is from RefSeq and is a predicted model, not a curated record.